Xyrauchen texanus (razorback sucker) is the source of this 2627-nucleotide messenger RNA. It is a transcript of the gene sass6, whose product is annotated as SAS-6 centriolar assembly protein. The record is from RefSeq and is a predicted model, not a curated record. Gene Ontology annotation, biological process: centriole replication. Bases 116 to 2050 code for a protein of 644 amino acids. The transcript has 17 exons. NCBI's taxonomy places the organism in Eukaryota, Metazoa, Chordata, Actinopteri, Cypriniformes, Catostomidae. Gene Ontology annotation, cellular component: centriole; centrosome.
CGGGAGUGAAGCGCCAAAAAACAAACCAACAAAUGAUUCAUUCAACAACGCAAAACUCGAAUAAACCGUGGUAUAUAUUAUUAUUAACGCUUUAAGGUUAUUAUAUGAACUGAAAAUGACGGAAUUACUUUUCAACAAGAGGUUACAGGUGCUGGUAAAGUGUAGAGAUACGGAUGAACGGCGUUCAGUCAUUCGAAUCAGUAUUGAACUGCAGUCAACAUCAAAUCCUGUCCACAGAAGGGAUUUGGUGGUACGGCUGACGGAUGAUACAGAUCUAUACUUUUUAUACAACCUUGUCAUAUCAGAAGAGGAUUUUCAGAGUUUAAAAGUACAACAAGGACUAUUAAUAGACUUCUCAUCAUUUCCACAAAAAUUUAUCGAUCUGCUUGUGCAGUGUAUCGCUGAACAGGACAAAGAAAACCCACGGUUCCUGUUGCAGCUCACGUCAUCGUCGUCAGUAUUCGACCAUGGUCCUUCAAACCUUAAUAUUGUGGAGACAAACGCUUUUAAACACCUCACACACCUCUCUCUGAAACUGCUGCCUGGAUCUGAUACAGACAUUAAGAAAUAUCUGGCCACAUGCCUUUCUACCAUAAAGGAGGAAAAGCAGCAGUUGGAACAGAAGUUGAGAAAAACUGAGGAAGAUCUUACCAAACAACUAAACUAUGCACAACAAACCCUGUCUGAAAAAAGCAGAGAGCUGGAUAAACUAAGGUCCGAAUGGACGUCACAAACCACAUGUCUGUCCAGCAGACACAUGCAAGAUCUCACAGCUGAGCGUGAAAAAGCCCUUGAGACACAAACACGACUACAGCAACAGAACGAACAGCUUCGACAGGAACUUGAAUCUACUUAUCAACGAAGCACCCAACAGCUCCAAACCAAAGUCUCUGAGCUGGAAACCACCAACAGAGAACUCACAGACAAGAAAUACAAGAACGACUCCACCAUACGAGACCUUAAAGCCAAACUGGCCAGUCUGGAAGAGGAGUCUCAGAGGUCAAAGCAACAGAUUCUGUCAUUGAGGAGAGAGAACAGCACUCUUGAUACAGAGUGUCAUGACAAAGAGCGUUUAAUAAACCAACUGCAGACGCGAGUGGCCGUCUUGGAGCAAGAGAUCAAAGAUAAAGACCAGCUUGUGCUGAGGACCAAAGAGGUGCUGGAAGCCACGCAACAACAGAAGAACUCUGUCGAAGGAAAUUUUGAAAGUAAGCAACUUCAUAUCAGCAAGCUGGAGGCCACAGUUAAAUCCCUGUCUGAGGAGCUGAUCAAGGCGAACGGCAUCAUCAAGAAGCUGCAGGGGGAUCUGAAGGCUCUGGUGGGGAAGAUUAAAGUAAAGAACACUGUGACCGUGUCGCAGGAGAAGGUCUUGCAGGAAACCACUGAAAAACUGCAGCGGGAGCAACGAGAACUUCAAGACACUCAACAACGACUCCGACAGAAAGAGGACGAGGCAACAAAGUUAAAGGAGCAGUUGGAAGCUACUGUUCAGAAACUGGAUGAGAGCAGGGAGGUGUUGAAAACCAAUGAGAACGUGAUAACAUGGCUGAACAAGCAGCUGAAUGACAACCAGCUGUCUCGAAAGCAGGAAACUCUGGGAAUGUUCGAGACUCCUGUGGCAGGGUCGAGAGCAGGAAGUUUUCCCCACAAUAUGCUUGAUAGCAAAAGUUUCCCCUCUUCUUUGGGCCAGGGUUUCCCCUUCACCUCUACGAUAAACUCCAAAUACCCUCUUCCCUGUGUGAGCUCAGGGACUCGUUCUGUCCUGACAGUGCACAAUCAGACAUCUGGACCAAAGGUGCAGUUUAACCCCAUGAGUGUCAAACCUUCUACAGAAAUGGGGAACGGAAGUCUAACCACACAACCUGCCAAUAAGGAGAAUGGAGAACCUGUUGGUUUGGACUCCAAGUACUUUGAGAGACGAGAUGACAGCAUUCCACUCCGAGGUCUUUUACCCAGCAUGCAUCUGAAUAGAGAAGUGCCCAAACCUCUAAGCAUGGUUGGCCCAAAACCCAUGUGCCAGUCUGCUCCUUCUGCGUACUUCCCAGGAUGACAAACGGUAUAUUUGUAAAUGGACCUGUUUUCAUCACUGCAGUCUGUGUGAAUCGCCAUUUAUACCACCAAGAUGGGAGUCCAUUGCAGACUGUUUUAAGACUUAUUUAUUAAACCCAUUUCUAUCUUGAUGUGUUUAAAACAAAGAUAUUCCGGGCUUGCGGUGAGAUUUGUUUUAGACGGAGUACAUUUGCUUGGGACCGAAUGUCAAAUCUAUUAUGGUGCUAAAUUUUGGGCCUUUUAAAACUAGUGCCAUACGAUUGAGCCAUACGUGAACUCUGGCUAGAGAUAAAUUGAUGCCGUGUUUUUUACACAAAGGUAUAACGUCAUUUUAUUGAAGGUCUCUUUAACAUCCUGUUGAUUGAUUGGUUGAAAAAUGGUAACAGAAUGUGAUCGUGUGGUUUGCUGUGUAAAGCUGUACAUAUUUCUUGUGUUAGAAAAUGAAUUGUGUGUGUGUGUACAUUGUAUUUUUGUAUUUAUGGUUUUAUAUUGUAAACACACUUCAUCCAUUUUUAUCAUGGAUCUCCUGUUGGCUGCUGCUUGUUUGGCAGUAGCAAAAAUUUUAUGCCAAAAUAAAU